Messenger RNA from Didymella exigua CBS 183.55, 1725 nucleotides. RefSeq names its product S-adenosyl-L-methionine-dependent methyltransferase. The transcript has a single exon. The record is from RefSeq and is a predicted model, not a curated record. NCBI's taxonomy places the organism in Eukaryota, Fungi, Ascomycota, Dothideomycetes, Pleosporales, Didymellaceae. Gene Ontology annotation, molecular function: methyltransferase activity. The coding region runs from base 378 to 1460 and encodes 360 amino acids.
CCCUGGAGCACCGGACGAGGGCGCCACCCAACAGAAAACCUGGGCCGGCGGCCUCUAGCGAGAUGGCGAGACUGUUGCGCAGCCGCGACUGGUUGCUUGAAACACUUCAAAGCGGAGACUCUCCGCCUAGCGCCCGUCAUGGGCGAGCGAUGCUGUCAAGCUGCGGCGCAGCCAGCAGCUGUCCGCCAGCCCGCUUGUUGCCGUUUAAUAUAACCAGACAGGUCCCACGGAUGGAAACGAUAAUAUCGACGAAGACGCGCUUGCUGAUCGGCAGCUCAUAAUGUGAUUGUUGUUCCCAGGCGGCCUGAGACAACAGCAGUCCAUUUCCUCUCCACCGCGAUCGCUCUACCCACCGGAACCAUAUCUCCGAGCCUAUAAUGGCUACCACGAGCAGCAGGCAGCACCCCAGCAACCAGGACAGCGACGUCGACCUGCACGCGCCUGUCGAUUCAUCACGGCUGGGCCAGCAUGCCGAUGAGACUUCGCCCGGAAACGACGAGCAGGUCUAUGACUUUGCCUCUGAUUCAGGCUUCGACAGCGGCAGCCUUGUGGGCGACGAGACCGACUCGCUCGCCACCAAUAUACUCAACCACCGCAUAGAGAACGGACGGCAGUACCAUGCAUAUCGAGAUGGCGCAUACUGGGGUCCCAACGACGAGCCUGCCAAAGAGAUCCUCGACUUCGCCCACCACAUGUAUCUCCUCACGCUCGACCAAAAGCUUCAUUUGGCACCCAUAUCGAAGAACCCGCAACAGAUCCUCGAUGUCGGCACGGGCACUGGCAUCUGGGCAAUAGACAUGGCAGACCAGCACCCCUCUGCAUCCGUCACCGGCAUCGACCUCUCGCCCAUCCAGCCAGAAUGGGUGCCGCCGAACUGCCACUUCGAAAUCGACGAUGUGUCUCAAGAUUGGACGUUUCCGGAAGACCACUUCGACUUCAUACACAUCCGCGAGCUGUUUGGCUGCAUAUCAGACUGGGAUUUCUUCUUUCAGGAAGCGUACAAGCAUACAAAACCUGGCGGCUGGAUCGAAAUCGUAGAGCACUCUGUUCAGCCUAUGGCAGACGACGGGACAAUGGGACCAGACCACUUCUACCACACUUGGGGCAAAACAGUGAUCGAGAUGGGCGAUCGAUUCGGCAAGAGCUUUACAAUCUGGGAAGAGGCGAAGUUGAUAAUGGAAAGAGCUGGGUUUGUUGACGUUGUCGAAGUGGAGUACAAAUGGCCCAUGAACGGCUGGCCGACUGACAAGACGAUGAAGAACAUUGGAAGGUGGAACCAGCUCAGGUUACAUGAUGGCAUUGAGGGCUUCAUGCUCAGGCUGCUCACCCAGGUUGGUGGCUGGAGCUUGUCAAGAGCGCAGUUGCAUCUGGCGCAGAUGCGCAAAGAGCUGAAGAGCUACAGAACGCAUGCGUAUCUGCCCGGCACCGUCGUCUACGGAAGGAAGCCGCCCAAAACAUGAUCGAAGUCAUUGGCACAGUCAGUCCUUUUGCGAGACGAUUUUCAGCACCCAUGUACGAUUCUGCAGGCGAUGAUACCCACUUUUACCUUUCGAUGUGUCGCAGCCAAAAAGGAGGCAAAAUGUACAUACAUUAGCACCCCUGAAUUGGCUGAUAAAUAGGCAUUAUAUCUGCUGCGACACGAUGAAUAGACGAUCUCAAUGAAUCCUUUUCACACAACUCAGUCAUGGAUAUCCCAUGGUCUUCUAGUCACCAGUUACAAGUCAC